GCAGUGGAGAUAAUGGAUCACUGUGCAGUGAUAAUGAAAAGCGUGUUUAUCAUCACAGUUCAUAUUCAUCAAACAUCAGCAGUCUCUCACUCUCCGCAGUACUUCUACACUGCAGUUACACCAGAAAUACAUUUCCCAGAGUUCACUGCUGUCGGUCUGGUGGAUGGAGAGCGGAUUGAUUACUAUGACAGUAACAUCAAGAAGUUGAUCCCAAAGACAGACUGGAUGCAGGAUAUCGGAAGUGAAGAUUACUGGAACACACAGACACGGGGUCUGCAGGCUAAUCAGGAGGUCUUCAAAGUCAAUAUGGCUGUUCUAAUGCAGCGCUUCAACCAGACUGAAGGAGUCAACACCUGGCAGUGGAUGUACGGCUGUGAGUUGCAUGAUGGUGGAACCAAGAGAUCAUACAUGCAGUACGGUUAUGACGGAGAAGACUACAUCAGUCUGGAUGUGAACACUCUCACCUGGACUGCAGCUAACGCUAAAGCUGUUAUUACCAAACACAAGUGGGAGAGGAGGGGUGAAGCCAAUUUCCGAAAGGCCUACCUGGAGAACACCUGUGCUGAGUGGUUACAGAGGUUUGUGGAAUAUGGCAGAUCCACUCUCGAGAGGAAAGAAUCACAGGCAGUGACCGUCUACACGGCUAUUGGUGGCUACAUCUCCGUGCCAUUCAAAGAGAAAAAAUCUUUAGAUGAAGUUCUAAAGUUCUACGGUUCUGCUAACCUGAAAAUGGAUCACUGUACGCUGGUACUGAAAUAUCUGCUUCUCCUCUCAGUAAAUAUUCAUCUGACAUCAGCAGCCUCCCACUCUCUGCAGUAUGUCUACACGGCCGCUGUCACACAAGGAACCAGAUUCCCAGAGUUCACUGUUGUUGGUCUGCUGGAUGGAGAGCAGAUUGUCUACUAUGACAGUGACACCAGGAAGAUGAUCCCCAGGACAGAGUGGAUGAGGAUGACUGACACUGAUGAUUCAGUGGCCAUGUUAAAAAUCAGUGUGGAUACUCUAAUACAGCGCUUCAAUAAGACUAAAGGUGUUCAGACUCUGCAGAGGAUGUUCGGCUGUGAGCUGCAUGAUGAUGGAACCAAGAGACUAUAUGAUCAGCUUGGUUGUGACGGAGAAGACGUCAUCAUUCUGGAUCUGAACACUAUCAGCUGGACUGCGGCUAACCAGAAAGCUGUUAGUGCCAAACAGAAUUGGGAGAGGACAUGUGAUGCCAGCUACCGAAAGGCCCACCUGGAGAAUGAAUGUAUCUACUGGUUACAGAAGUUUGUGGAAUAUGGAAGAUCCACUCUGGAGAGGAAAGUCUCUCCUGAGGUGUCUCUGUUCCAGAAGGACUCUUCUUCUCCAGUGGUGUGUCACGCUACAGGCUUCUUUCCCAAAGCAGUGAACAUCUCCUGGCAGAAGAAUGGAGAGGAUCUGCUUGAGGACGUGGAGCUCAGAGAGACGCUACCCAACCAGGAUGGAACCUUCCAGAAGAGGAGCGUUCUGACUGUCUCACCUGAGGAGCUGAACAAACACCACUACACCUGCAUCAUUCGGCACAGCAGUCUGGAAAAAGAGUUAGAGCUACAGGUGUCUGAAUGCAGGGUCCUGUCAGGUAGGAGAAAUCUGAUUCUACAAGGAAUAAAAGCUACUAUUAUGUUAAAAUUCACUAUGUACCUCUCAGGUGUUUCAGGUGGAGGGUCAGUUGGUGUCAUUGUUGCUGGAGUCGUGGCUGUUCUCCUCCUUGUCCUUAUCGGCUGUAUGGUAGUCUUUAUCAGGAAGAGGAAACAGUCUGGAUUCAAACGUGUUUCAGGAAACUCAAGAGCAUCUUCUGAGGGAGACUCUUCAUCCAGCACCUCAUAAUCUUCCACCGUCUUCAUUCUGAUUUGACUGAGACAGAGGCAGAGAGAGAUUACUGAAAGAAUUCAGAAGAUGAGACACAUGAAGAGAUCAGUAAAAGUG
This is a messenger RNA of Colossoma macropomum (tambaqui), 1944 nucleotides long. RefSeq names its product patr class I histocompatibility antigen, B-1 alpha chain-like. Gene Ontology annotation, biological process: immune response. The transcript is spliced from 12 exons. Gene Ontology annotation, cellular component: external side of plasma membrane. Bases 13 to 1845 code for a protein of 610 amino acids. The record is from RefSeq and is a predicted model, not a curated record. NCBI's taxonomy places the organism in Eukaryota, Metazoa, Chordata, Actinopteri, Characiformes, Serrasalmidae.